This is a messenger RNA of Lactuca saligna, 744 nucleotides long. NCBI's taxonomy places the organism in Eukaryota, Viridiplantae, Streptophyta, Magnoliopsida, Asterales, Asteraceae. The record is from the annotation of a GenBank genome assembly.
AUGAUGGAAAACGUUGAAAAGCAACAAGCUGAAUGGUUGAAAAUUCAUGCUGAAAAUUUUGAAUAUGAGAUUAAAAAGCUUCGCGCUGUUGCGAAAGAACGCCAUGAAAUUUUUGUUGACCAAUUAGAGAAAAGUCAUUAUGUUCCUCAUGGCAAAGUUGAUAUAGUUGCUGAUGCAAUUUCCAACAUCAAGGAAUCAGUUUUGCAAGCAUCUCUUUCAAACCAAUCAUCUGUUUCCCAAGAAGCAAGCACUCAUAUGAUUUCGUCUAUUGAAGCAAAUCUCAAAAAGGAACUGGCUCCCAUCCUUGAGUUGGUUCUUAUUUUACUAACAAAUGCUCCACCAGCGAAGCAAGUGCCACAAGGGGGAGAAAAAGGAUGCAGAGGAGUUGGAUCUUCAAAAGUUGUUGAUAAGGGUGCAGUUGUUGGGAAGGUUAUUUCUACACAAAUAUCCACUUCACUUCCAGUUUCUUUGAUAACAACUUUUACAACUACAACAACAAGACCUAUAUUAAAAGGGAUUGUUAUUGGCGAAAGUGUUGGAGGUUUGGUAUCAAGUUCUAAACCACCUCCUUCAAAAGAAAGUCAAGGGGAUAAAGGGAAAGGUGUUAAGAUAACUUUGUCUGAAGAAGAAAAGAAGAAGAAAUUAAAGAUGGAGAUCGAAAGACAAACACAGAUCAAUAGUAUUUUGAGGCAAAGACAGAAUGAUCCUCCAGGCUUGCACAAGGGAGAUCCUAAUAAGCUCUAG